AUGUUGCAGUCUCAUACUUUGUUGAUUGCCCUCUGGGUAGCAAAAUGUGUGGCGUUUGGUGGCGAGGACUUCCAGCUGAACAAGGGACCAGAUAUGAAUGGAUCGGAGAGAGUAAUGAACUCGCAGCUUCCGGCCUACGCCCAAGGCAACUCCAAUGUGUUAAUACAGGAUAUUAUCCAUGUUCAAGCGGUCUUGGAUGUUGCCCCGAGGGCAACACAUGCGUUUCUAACGGCUGCUGCCCCGGCAACUCCAAACAAUGCGGAUCAUCCAAAUGCUACGAGCCCUCUUCACAAAUCUGCUGCAGUUCCGGGUACGCCUGUCUCAAGGGACAAAAUUGCGUCAAUGGAGGCUGCUGCAGCAGCGGGGAAAUCAAGUGCGGUACUUCUGGUUGCUACGACCCAGAAACUUCAGUUUGCUGUGGAGGCACUGGAAGAAAUUGCCCCAAAGGGUAUGACUGCAUGGAAGGUGGUGGGUGCUGUCCAUCCGGCCAGAAGCGCUGCGGUAACAGUAAAUGCUACAACCCUCGAACAACGACCUGCUGCACCGGACCUGGAACUGUCUGGGCGUGUUCGAGGGGUGACGAGUGUUGUUCGAGCGGAUCAUGCGCCAGCCCUUCAACUCAAAAGUGUUGUGCGAACGGCUCGUGUCUGA
Molecule: messenger RNA, 651 nt
Organism: Fusarium sp. VM40
Lineage: Eukaryota; Fungi; Ascomycota; Sordariomycetes; Hypocreales; Nectriaceae
Source: the annotation of a GenBank genome assembly